This is a messenger RNA of Ceratina calcarata, 2595 nucleotides long. RefSeq names its product dnaJ homolog subfamily C member 2. Gene Ontology annotation, biological process: 'de novo' cotranslational protein folding; regulation of translational fidelity. NCBI's taxonomy places the organism in Eukaryota, Metazoa, Arthropoda, Insecta, Hymenoptera, Apidae. The coding region runs from base 399 to 2252 and encodes 617 amino acids. Gene Ontology annotation, molecular function: Hsp70 protein binding; ribosome binding. The transcript is spliced from 5 exons. Gene Ontology annotation, cellular component: cytosol. The record is from RefSeq and is a predicted model, not a curated record.
AGGUCAAAAAUCCCACGCUAUGCUAUGCCUAUGCUCAUCACCCCUGCAUCAUCCCCAUCAAACGUGUCGAGCGCAUCGAGCAGCAUCGAGCUUGUAGCGCGUUUACUUAACUAACGCCAAGAGUACUAUAAUUGCUUUUUUCACGGACAAAUAAAUAAAUACUCAGUAUAAAUUUCGAAUAAACCAUCUAUUGCAGAUACAAGCAUUAUUUAAAUGUAACAUAGUCGAGAAAAGUUCGAAAUAUGCACAUAGUAUCAUAGGUUAGGUAUAAUUUUGCUUGUUUCCUACUGAUUGUAAGAUUGAGAUGUCUGGAGCACGUAGUGUCGUUCGUUUAUGUUUGCUCGCUGUGUCUUCUCAGUAACUUUGUAGAAAAGUUACACCUUGUUCAAAAAUUAAUAAUGACGAACGAUGUUAACGAUAUAAUACCAGAUACGUCAAGGAUGGAAACGUGUACAGCAGGUGCUUUGGUGUUGUACUCCACUGCUCAAGCAUGGACGGCACAAUUUCAUCGGAGUAUUAUGUCUUCGAGCAGAGUGUCAGAGUCAUCAGACGACGAAGAUUUGACUGGAUACCAAAUCGAAGACGACCUAGUGUACCUGAGGUCGUUGGACCCAAAGGAGUGGAAAGAUCAAGAUCAUUACGCUGUGUUAGGCUUGAAAAAGCUCAGGCACAGAGCGACAGAAGAUAUUAUAAAAAGGGCUUAUAAGCAAAAGAUUCUGAAACAUCAUCCGGACAAGCGGAAAGCCAUGGGAGAGGAGAUCCGGCCGGACGACGAUUAUUUCACCUGCAUAACACGAGCUUGGGAAACAUUGGGGACCUCUACGAAGCGUCGGAGUUACGACAGUGUGGACCCGUAUUUUAACGACGAUCUACCAGACGAGAGAGAUUGUAAAAAUAAUUUUUACUCGGUGAUGGGUAAAGCGUUUAAAGAGAACGCUAGAUGGUCCACAAAACAGCCUGUACCUCGAUUAGGUGGCCCGGAGACGGCCAGAGACAAGGUCGAGAAAUUUUAUUCGUUUUGGUACGACUUCGACUCGUGGCGAGAAUACUCUUACCUGGACGAGGAGGACAAGGAGAGCGGGCAAGAUCGGGACAUGCGUAAAUGGAUCGAGAAGAAAAACAAAGCGGCACGAGCGAAACGAAAGAAGGAGGAAAUGGCACGGAUACGCGCGUUGGUCGAUAUGGCUUACAACGCUGACCCUAGGAUAAAAAAAUUCCAACAAGAAGACAGAGAUAAGAAGACAGCGGCGAAGAAAGCGAAGCAGGAAGCGGCAAAGGCGAGGAUACAGGAGGAGAAGAGAAUAGCCAGGGACGCUGCGGAGAGGGAAAGAUUGGAGAAGGAGAAACGGGAGAGCGAGGAGAAGGCGAAAUUGGACGCGCUCAAGCAGGAAAGGGAGGCGCAGAAGAAAGCGCUUCGCAAGGAGAGGAAAGCGUUGCGCGAUUUUUGUAAAGCCAACGAUUACUUUGCCGAGAACGCGGAAGAAAGUAUUAGGCAUAUGGAGAGCGUCGAGAAAAUUUGCGAGUCGUUCAAGUUGGUUCAACUGGAGGUGGCGAUCAAGAAACUACAGACCGAGGGCAGAACGGCGUUCCUCGGUAUAAUGGAAGAAACCGAGAAGAAAAUGGAAGCUGAACGAAGAGCCGGUGUGAUCUCGUGCGAGGCGCGGAACACGCCGGAGAAGCAAGUAAAGUCUUAUACGGCCCCGUGGAGCGAGAACGAUCUGCAACUUUUGAUAAAAGCGGUGAAUCUAUUUCCGGCGGGGACGAACCAACGGUGGGAGGUAGUCGCGAAUUUUAUCAAUCAACACAACAGCUCCUCCACCGGCGUCACGCGCGAUGCGAAGGAAGUCCUCGCGAAAGCGAAAGACCUCCAAUCGACGGACUUUAGCAAGUCCAGCUUGAAGGAGCAAGCGAACAAGAAAGCUUUCGAUAACUUUAUUGCCGAGAAGAAGGCGAAGGAAUCGGUCGAGGACCGAAUGCCAGCUGUCACUGAACGUUUGGACCAUCCCAUUUCGAACGGUAUCGGCGGGACUCCUGCCAAUGAACAGAAUUCCAAGAAAGAAUCUCAACCGUGGACUUCGGCGGAACAGAAAUUAUUGGAACAAGCAUUGAAGACUUAUCCCACUAGCGUGGCCGACAGAUGGGAUCAGAUAGCGGCCUGUAUUCCGACCAGAACGAAAAAGGAGUGCAUGAGAAGAUACAAGGAGCUGGUCGAACUCGUGAAAGCGAAGAAGGCGGCACAAGUAAUGAAAUAAUAUUAGUCUCUUUUUAAUAUGAAAUUCUUUUUAACUUAUCAAAUUAAAUCGAAUACAAACAAGUUCACGAAUCGCUGUUCGGAUGGAGAAACGUUGAUUGCGUUUGAUAGACGAAUGAAUCUUAUUGUUAACUUUUACCGAAAGCCGUGUAUCUCUAUACCUGUGCCUUGCUUUAGUUCAUAGGCGCACACAGUUUUGCAACGGUCCUAUCAAUCAAUUUGGUCUGCUAUUUACACGCGAGUAAACGAUUGCCGCACCUAGGGACGAUCAUCGUAAUUGUUGAUCGUCGAAAAUUGUUGUUCCAAAGCUCCAUGUUCCUGAAAAUAAAUCUUUUUUCACGUGA